AUGGAAUCUGCCCCUGAUGUGGGAAAUGAAAUAUACUCUGAACUUAAUAAGCUCCGAGGUAUGGUUAGGAAGCAACCGGGGAAAAAAUAUGUUGAUAUACCCCGCAUGACUUCUAACUAUUAUCUGUAUCCAGCUCCUCAAGAUGUUCUGAUAGAGGAAAUAGAUUGGAAUCAGACUAAUACGUCGUAUAACGGAGAUGCAAUUUAUGAAUGGAACUUGGAUGACUUAUCUGAAAGACAAUUAUCCGUCCUUGUUCAUCGAAUAUUAAUGUAUUCUACGAUAGCUAAAGCUACUGCAUCUAUCAAGAAUUCUAGGAAUUCCACCAAAGGUGUUGAUAACCUAGGAAGAGCAUUACCAGCGAAUAUAGAAGAUGCUGUUAAUACUCUUAUGCUUACUAUUAUUGAACAUUUUGGAAGUAGAUUUACCAAUCAAUAUGAAAAUACUCGAACUCUAUUGAAUGCUCUAAAAGAUAAGUCUUUAGGUCUUGCUGAUGAGUUUCAUGAUCAAGUAUAUGGUUUGUUAUACACUUCUAGUUCCGAGUCUGAUUAUAAUUGUGAUUCUGAAUCUGAAAAUGAUGUUGAAUUGCCUGAAUCAUCUAACAGUGAUCAUGCUAAUAUUUGUACUGAUUACAAUGGUGAUACUUUUUUCGAUGAAAAACUUCGUGAAAAAAUUCUUAAUUUUUCUACCAAAAAAUUUGCUGAUAGCGCCCCUGGUACUUCUAAAACUGCUGAUAGCAUUCAUGCUACUCGAAGUGCUGAUAAUGAUUAUUAUAUGCCUUAUUCGUUAACUGAGGACCGCAACCAGCAUAUUGUAACUCUUCCUUAUGAAAAUGAUUUCUGCGAGGAUAAGAUCCCAACAAAAUCUAGACCCUAUCAGAUGAAUGUAGAGUUAGUUGAAUUCUACAAAAAGGAGAUUGAUAAUCUCUUACAAAAGGGCUUGAUAAAACAUUAUAAAUCACCUUGGUCUUGCAUUGCAUCUUAUGUGAAUAAUACUGCUGAAAAAGAACAAGGUAUGCUGAGAUGUGGUAACCUAGGACAUAUUUCUCCUAAUUGCAAGCUCCAAAAGGUUAAGUCUUUAGGUCUUGCUAAUGAGGUUCAUGAUCAGGUAUAUGGUUUAUUAUACACUUCUGGUUUAGAGUCUGAUUAUAAUUGUGAUUCUGAAUCUAAAAAUGAUGUUGAAUUUCCUGAAUCAUCUGACUGUGAUCAUACUAAUAUUUGUGCUGAUUGCAAUGGUGAUACUUGUGUUUGUGAAGAAGCUUUUUAUAAAUUACAAUCACAGUUUGAAGAUUUAGAUUUGAAUGUUCAAAAUAUCACUACUGAUAGUGUUCUUGAGUUUUUAAAAGAAGUCUCCAAUGAAAAACUUCAUGAAAAAAUUAUUAAUUUUGCUAAUAAAAAUUCAGCUGAUAGAGCCCCUGGUACUUCUAAUACUGCUGAUAGCAUUCAUGUUACUCGAAGUGCUGAUAAUGAUUAUUAUAUGCCUUAUUCAUUAGUUGAGUUUAAUAGACGUCUUGCUAUAUGUCAAUUACCCAACAAAGAAGGUCCUUGGACUGAUAGUCAUGAAAACUUUGUUAAACGCAUUAAGAAACGUGUCAAAACUUUGUGUUACUUAAUGUUAGAUAAUCCGGCUUGGCAAAAAAUUAUUGAAACUGAUGCCUCUAAUAUUGGGUUUGGUGGAAUCCUUUUUCUUCAUUAUCAGGGGCUUAAGAGUCACUGCUCAAGGUCACCACAAGGAGACCUAUAA
Messenger RNA from Capsicum annuum, 1740 nucleotides. RefSeq lists its product as uncharacterized. The record is from RefSeq and is a predicted model, not a curated record. The coding region runs from base 1 to 1740 and encodes 579 amino acids. Lineage: Eukaryota; Viridiplantae; Streptophyta; Magnoliopsida; Solanales; Solanaceae. The transcript is spliced from 6 exons.